Messenger RNA from Brachypodium distachyon (stiff brome), 3111 nucleotides. Its product is annotated as protein WEAK CHLOROPLAST MOVEMENT UNDER BLUE LIGHT 1. Bases 624 to 2936 code for a protein of 770 amino acids. The transcript is spliced from 3 exons. The record is from RefSeq and is a predicted model, not a curated record. NCBI's taxonomy places the organism in Eukaryota, Viridiplantae, Streptophyta, Magnoliopsida, Poales, Poaceae.
GCAGAGACGCGGACGCGGCCGAGCCCACCAACUCGGCAUCCUCCAAAGUCCAAAUCGCCCCACCAUCACGCAGAAGAUGGCCGCCGCCGCCGCCGCCGGUCUCAUGCCGUUCCACGACGUCGGCCUGCUGCCUCCCCAUUGUAUUUGCCCCGUCGACGCUCUAGACGCCGAUGCCGAGCAUAGCCGCCGCCACACAUACAGGCAACAGGGGCGAGGGAAAGGAAUGGCGACUGGCGAGUCGCCGAGCACGUUCGCACUGUAUUUUGGGCUAGGUCUGUGGUGAAAAAUUCGAACAAGCAAGCCUCUUGCCCCUAAUCUCAUGGCUAGAAAUUCGUGGAACAGCGGCAACGCCAUGCCCCCCAAAAUAGCCGAAAGCUUAUCUUCGGUGGAUUCGGGGGUCUCCAUGUUUUUCGCGCGGUAUCGCCUCCUCACCACCCCCCCUCCCUUUCUCCGCCCGUCCUCUCCCAACCCGAACUGCAAUCCGAAGUCUUCUCUCCCCUUCCAUUGAGCAACCUCGUGCCAAGAUGGAAACGAAAGAAAAGGGAUUCAUGUGAGGUACCCAAUAGUAAACUUCCAUGACAAUUAUUUGAACCCGGUGUUAAGAGUAUCCUGUAUGCCGCGGAAUGGAGGGAUUGAAUGUUGAAGGGGUUCAGCAAGUAUCUGUUGAUUCGAACACUGACGAUUUGCUGGCAAGCUUGACUGAUUCAAAGCGUCUUAUUUCAUCUGGUUUCCCUGAAAGUUCACCAGAUGCUCAUACUAGACAUUUCAGUGAAGAUUUAAGUUCCCUUACAAUAAAUGAUUUACGUGUGAACAGGGAUGAGGUUUGCCAUAGCCAGUUUGAAGGCAAGGGAAUUGGUUCCCAUGGCCAUGCUAGAAAUUUUAGCGAAGAUAUAAGUUCCCUUACAAUUAAUGAAUUACGUGCAGCCAAAUUAGAAGAAAAUUGCCAUAACCAGCUUGAAGGGAAAGUAAUAAGUCGCCAUAACUCAGCUGAAAGAAACAUUUUUAAGGCAGCAGAAAUUGCUGAACGCUUCAUUCAGGCUCUAGAUAAUAGAGUCCUUGUUGAAACUGCAGCACCGAUUGAAUCUGUUAAAGAUGCUGUUAGCAAAUUCGGAGGGAUUCUUGACUGGAAAGAGAGACGUAAAAACGUCCAAGUCACGCUUGACAAGGUACGGGAAGAUGUUCCUGAGUACCAGAGAAGAUUGGAAUUUGCAGAAGUUGAUAAAAGCAAAGUUAUGCGUGAGCUGUGUAGCACCAGACGGGUCAUAGAAGGGCUGAAAUUAAGCCUGGAGAAAGUGCAGACAGAAGCAUUGCAAGCACAGCAAGAUUCAGAAAUCGCUGAGAUACGAUACAAAGAGAUACAACAGGGUAUUGCUCGCAGAGAGAGUGCUGCAGUAAAAGCAGAGAUUGACCUUGCCAAAGAACGCCACGCGUCUGCCUUAGCAGACCUGCAGUCAGUGAAAGAGGAGCUAGAACAACUUCAGAAGGAGCACACAUCUUUAAUUACUCAAAGGGAAAAUACUGAGGCAAAGGCUCAUGAAUCCACUGUCGUGUCUCAGGAGAUUGAGAAGACUGUCGAGGACCUCACACUUGAGCUGAUCUCAUUGAAAGAGUCACUUACCUCUUCACAUGCUACCCAUAUUAUAGCAGAGGAGCGAAGAAUAAAUGUGGAUUUAGCAUAUCAGCAAGAAAAGGCGAAUUGGCAGAAUGAGCUGAAGCAAGCUGACGAGGAGGUUCAAAAGCUGAAUGACGAGAUCUCGGCUAAUAAGGAUCUCGAGUCCAAGCUGGAAGCUGCCUCCGUGUUGCUGGAGAAUCUGCAAGGCGAGUUUACUAAUUAUGUGGAAGGGAUACUACCUGAGAUGGCAAGUGUGACUGGAGAGGAAGAGCAACCAAUGGUUAGUGUUCGGAUGACAUUGGCGAAGACCAGGAAGGAGCUUGAGGAUAUGAGGACAAACAUUGAAAAGGCCAAGGAUGAGGUGAAAGGGCUGUGGAAUACUGCUGCAGCAUUGCGAGCUGAUCUAGAGAAGGAGAAGGCAGAGCUGACAGCAUUGAAAGAAAAAGAACACCGUGCAUCCGUUUCUGCCUCCUCUAUCCAAGAAGAAUUGAGCAAAUUGACACGUGAGCUCAUUUUGGUGCAGGAGAGAAUCAAAGCAGCUAGAAUGCCCCCAGAACUACAACAGGCUACUCAAGAAACAGAACGAGCAAAGGCGAAGGCUCGGUUGGCCUGUGAUGAGGUUGCAAAGGCUACGGAAGAGGCAGCUCGAGCCAAGGCAGAGGUCAAUGUCGUACAAUUGAGGCUAGAAGCAGUAUCAAGGGAGAUACUUGCAGUUAAUGCAUCAGAAGAAAUUGCAAUGGCCUCAGCAAAUGCACUGCAAGAAUACAAACAGGAGGCAGAAAUAGAUCCCCGAGCUGAUCGAACAAGUAAUAACAACGUGAUGGUGUCACUUGAAGAGUAUGAUGCCUUGAGCAGGAGAGCACAGGAAGCUGAAGACCUAGCUAAGAAGCGGGUUAUCAAGGCGGUUGAGAAGAUCAAGGAGGCGAAGGAGGGAGAAGUGAGGAGCUUGGAUAAGUUAUCUCAGCUGAGCAAACAGAUUGAUGAUAGAAGGGUUGCACUGAGGGCGGCGCAGGAGAAAGCCAUAGCGGCACAGGAUGGCAAGUUAACAAUGGAGAACGAGAUGAGGAAGAGGAGAGCCCAGCAUGAGCAACAGCAUAAGACGUGUGGGGUAGAUCUUGCCAUUGCUGAUAUCUGCACUGUAAAGAGUGCAUGCUCUUUUGAUGCAGCAGGAUCAUCUGCUUCCAAUCCUCAUAUGCAUGGAGGAUGCCUACCUAGAGCUGAAACUAUAGGGACAACUGCAAUAGCAGAGUCAAAGCCACGAAAGUCAUACUUCCCUCGUUCCAUAGUGACGAUGUUCAUGACUCGGAAGAAGCAUUUGAAGUGAACCUCUCCUACAUUAAUUGGUAGUUUUCUAAUUUCCUUUGGUAUGAUUGUUCUGUACAUGUAGCAAGUAGGUCAUACAAUUCUGGUUCACCAACUGUAAUUGUUGUUCAGAAAUGAAACCUGAUUUCGGUCGGAGCCAUGACCUUCUUCAUAAAUGAAUUUGUCUUUGUUCAGUA